AUGUCUGGGGAGGAGGUGUGGAGGAAUGAAGAUGCAGUACGUGAGUGUUCAUCUCAGGCGAUUAUCACUCAAUACCGUCAACAGCAGGCCAAGAUGUCGGCUCCAUCACGCCUAGCUUCUAUUCAAGGACAGCUUCGAAGAUUGGGAGGAGGAGGUGGGAAGGUGUCAAGAUGUCCCCUGCAUCUACAGCGGAUAGGGACACUGAGCCACCUGGAGAUGCAGAUGAAAGCUGCCCUUGCCCUUGGGUCUUCUUCUGACUAUCGAGCUCUCCUCUUUUCGCUUGUCAAGUUCUACAUUCAAGAAGGUACCCUCAUCUCUGGUGCUUUGGGUGAUACUAAUUUAGAUGAAAAAAGCAAAGAUUGGGGUCUCAUCCUUUGGUACAAACCUGUGGAAGGUCUGGGUUACAUGCCUUCCACUUGGGAAGAUUUGGGAUUUGAGGCAAGAAUACGAGAGAUUUGUGAUGAGCUUCUGGGUCCAGCUCAUACCUCAACAUCUUCAAGUCAUCAUCAAUGGGAGUCCUGCAUCUUGGGUAUGUCAAAGAGGAGUCUGUUGAAGGAAGUCCUUGGGAUGGUGACCUCCAACAUCGCCUUACAACGUCUCUUCCUUGAAUACACAGAACAGUUAGAGAGUAUCAAUGGGGGUUCUUCCAGCCCCAAGUCAUCAUGAUCUUAACGUUCUCAUCUGCCAGCACCUCUUCAAGUACACAGAGCAGCUACAGCAUCUUGAUGGAGACCGGUUCAACAUCAAGGCAUCAAGAAUCAAAGAUUCUCUUCUGCUCAUCUACAGCUCAACCUUCUUAUGUGAAUGUUUCUAUCUGCCAUUUUAUUGCAUACUUGAUUUAUUUAAGGUGUCGAGC
Messenger RNA from Darwinula stevensoni, 856 nucleotides. NCBI's taxonomy places the organism in Eukaryota, Metazoa, Arthropoda, Ostracoda, Podocopida, Darwinulidae. The record is from the annotation of a GenBank genome assembly.